Molecule: messenger RNA, 330 nt
Organism: Trichoplax adhaerens
Lineage: Eukaryota; Metazoa; Placozoa; Uniplacotomia; Trichoplacea; Trichoplacidae
Exons: 3
Coding region: 1-330 (109 amino acids)
Source: RefSeq, a predicted model, not a curated record
AUGAAAAUGAAAUACCAAGACAAGUUUCUACCUCUAACGGCGUUAACGUUGACUGCAGCUAGAAAUGGUGGAAAAGCGCAUAUUUUAUUCAAAACUGGGUCAAGACAAGUUUCUACCUCAAACUGCAAUUAUAACCAUCAAAUAAGGACAAACCCGCAAGACACCAUUUCGCUUUUUGCAAACGGCAUCAGUGAAGGCGAACAAGCUGAACACUACUUAAGACUAGCGACCUUCAUUUGCAGUUUUUCGCGCCCCGAUCCCGAGAAGUUUCAAGCAGAAAAUGAAAUUUUACUCUAUCUCGAAGACCGACUUACUCAAACUAAUGUCUAA